Penicillium manginii is the source of this 858-nucleotide messenger RNA. Its product is annotated as class I SAM-dependent methyltransferase. Gene Ontology annotation, biological process: methylation. Bases 1 to 858 code for a protein of 285 amino acids. The record is from RefSeq and is a predicted model, not a curated record. Gene Ontology annotation, molecular function: methyltransferase activity. The transcript is spliced from 2 exons. NCBI's taxonomy places the organism in Eukaryota, Fungi, Ascomycota, Eurotiomycetes, Eurotiales, Aspergillaceae.
AUGACCACAAUCAUGACUCCUACCACCAAUACCUCACCACCAACCCCCAUCAAAGACAGAUCCAAAAUCCCCAUAAACCUAACCGGCGUCGCAAAAACCCUCCUAAUCCCCCUCCUUGCUCGAUCCUACGAUAAUACCCAGCCCAACCCAAUCCUCGCCGACCCGCACGCACAAGAAGUCCUAUCAAAACUCGACUUCGAUACCAAUGAAAUGCCCACAACGACAUUUCAGAAUGCCGGUAUAUCUCUUCGAACAAAGCAUUUCGAUGAUUGGACGUCGUCGUUUUUGGAAUCGAAUCCUAGCUCUACGGUGCUGCAUUUAGCGUGUGGAUUUGAUAGUCGGAUGCGAAGGGUUAAUUGGGGUGAAGGGACGAGGUGGAUUGAUGUUGAUUUGCCGGAGGUUAUUAAGAUUAGGAAGGAGGUUUUACCCUCUUCUAUACCGGGGAAGAAGUAUUCUUUAUUAGGCGUUGAUGUCCUUGAUGAGAACUGGAUGCGUGAUCUUGAUAUCAGCGCUGGGCCGGUACUUGUUAUAAUGGAAGGCUUACUUUCCUAUCUUCCCGAGAAAGAAGUGCAGGCUCUUUUAACGCGGAUUUGUCAGACUUUCUCCUCUGGGGAAAUUGUGUUUGAGUGUGUUAGUUCUGCCGUGGUCGAUUGGCUUAAUCGGGCGGAAUCAAUGAGAGCUGUCAGCAAUACUGGUGCCGUGUUCAAGUCGUCUCUCGAUGAUCCGACUAUAUUGGAGGGUCUUCAUCCAGGCCUUGAACUAGUCGAGAAUGUUUCGUUAUUAAUGGCGCCGGGUACGGAGAAGUUCCCUUUCCUUGGUCGGGUGCGAAUUCGGAGACUUGAAGAUGGGAAUGAGUGA